UAUUUAUGUAUCUCUUAGACAAAAGAAAGAAAGAAGAAACGACAAUAACUGAAAAAACAAAGGAAUGAAUUCGUUUCUGGUUUGGGCUCUGAGCUUUGCGAUCAUUAUCGCGAUUGUUCGCUUCAACUUCAACCUUACGCCAUCAUCAUUAUUAUUAUUUGGAUCUCUUCUCAUCGCUUUUUGGAUUAUCAAAAUGAAAUUUCAUCAUCGGCGAUUUGGAGGAAGUUGUUUGAACAACCCCAAAGUAGAAGAUAAUAGUGAUGCUAACAACCCUAUUCCUCCUCACCUUGUCAUCAUGGUUAAUGGCAUCGUUGGCAGUUCUCAUGAUUGGAGAUAUGGUGCAGAGCAGUUUCUCAAGAGGCUUCCAGAUAAAGUCAUCGUCCACCGCAGUGAAUGCAAUUCUUCAAAAUUGACAUUUGAUGGUGUUGAUACAAUGGGUGAGAGGCUAGCUGAAGAGGUACUAUCUAUUGUUAGAUGCUGGCCUGGGUUGCAGAAGAUCUCUUUUGUGGCACAUUCUUUGGGAGGCUUGGUGGCAAGAUAUGCUAUUGCCAGACUUUUUGAUUACUCUAAAACAUUAGAAGCCGGAGUUACCUGCAGAAAUUGUGACUGCAAAGAGGAGGCAGAAUGUACGAAGAAUUGCACGGAACAGCAUUAUGAAGCCAGAAUCGCUGGUUUAGAGCCAAUGAAUUUUAUAACCUUUGCCACGCCGCAUCUUGGUUCAAGAGGACAUAGACAGCUUCCAUUUCUUUGUGGCAUUCCUUUCCUUGAAAGAAGAGCAUCUCAAACUGCACAUUUAAUUGUAGGGAGAACUGGUAAACAUCUUUUCCUCAUGGACAACGAUGAUGGAAAGCCUCCUCUUCUCCUCCGAAUGAUUGAGGAUUCUGAUGAUUUAAAAUUUAUGUCAGCUUUAUGUGUGUUUAAGCGUCGAGUGGCAUAUGCAAAUGCAAACUUUGAUCAUAUGGUUGGAUGGCGCACCUCAUCAAUUCGGCGUCAACAUGAACUUCCAAAGUCUAAUCUUCUAGUAAUUGAUGAGAAAUACCCACACAUUGUACACGCCGAAGGUGGGACUGUUGAUGAUAUUUCCAACAAAGUAUAUGUUAACGUUGGAGGCCAAAAAAUUGACAUGGAAGAGGAGAUGAUAAGGGGUCUCACUCAGGUUCAUUGGGAGCGUGUGGAUGUUAGCUUUCAGAAGAGUAAACAGCGGUAUACUGCUCACAGUACAAUCCAGGUGAAAACCUACUGGUUGCAUUCGGAUGGUUCUGAUGUGAUCUUUCACAUGAUAGAUAACUUCCUUAUCUAGUCUCUGGCAAUGCCUUGUAUUGCAAAUUCUACGGUAUUUUGUUAUGUCUUAGCUAGGUGAUUACUUCAUUGUUGUGCAUCUUCAUUUACAUGAGCACUCAUUCCUAAUAGUCCAUAUGUUCACACUUAUUGAGAAUUUUACAGACCUACUGACAACAGAUAUAUUGGGUUAAUUGUUUCUUGCACUGGACAAAAUGUAUACACACCACUAUUGAGUUGAUUAUUUCUGUUCCUUCAGAA
Molecule: messenger RNA, 1539 nt
Organism: Medicago truncatula (barrel medic)
Lineage: Eukaryota; Viridiplantae; Streptophyta; Magnoliopsida; Fabales; Fabaceae
Product: putative lipase YDL109C
Exons: 10
Coding region: 65-1300 (411 amino acids)
Biological process (GO): lipid metabolic process
Source: RefSeq, a predicted model, not a curated record